This is a messenger RNA of Ailuropoda melanoleuca (giant panda), 2881 nucleotides long. It is a transcript of the gene VAV1, whose product is annotated as vav guanine nucleotide exchange factor 1. Gene Ontology annotation, molecular function: guanyl-nucleotide exchange factor activity; protein binding. The coding region runs from base 90 to 2627 and encodes 845 amino acids. The record is from RefSeq and is a predicted model, not a curated record. Gene Ontology annotation, cellular component: cytoplasm. Lineage: Eukaryota; Metazoa; Chordata; Mammalia; Carnivora; Ursidae. The transcript has 27 exons. Gene Ontology annotation, biological process: cell migration; regulation of GTPase activity; intracellular signal transduction.
AGAGAAGAGGAAGUGGUAGCUAGCUAGCAGAGGCAGGCAGGCGGUGGAGGCCGCAAGGGCGCGCGGGCUGACCCGGGAAGGCAGCAGCCAUGGAGCUGUGGCGCCAGUGUACCCACUGGCUGAUCCAGUGCCGGGUGCUGCCGCCCAGCCACCGUGUGACCUGGGACGGGGCCCAGGUGUGCGAGCUGGCACAGGCCCUCCGGGAUGGCGUCCUUCUGUGCCAGUUGCUCAACAAUCUGCUGCCCCAUGCCAUCAACCUGCGUGAGGUCAACCUGCGCCCCCAGAUGUCCCAGUUCCUGUGCCUUAAAAACAUCCGUACCUUCUUGUCUACCUGCUGCGAGAAGUUUGGCCUCAAGCGGAGUGAACUUUUUGAGGCCUUUGACCUCUUUGAUGUGCAGGAUUUUGGGAAGGUCAUCUACACCCUGUCUGCUCUGUCCUGGACCCCGAUUGCCCAGAAUAAGGGGAUCAUGCCCUUCCCCACUGAGGAGGAGAGUGUGGGUGAUGAAGACAUCUACAGCGGCCUGUCUGACCAGAUUGACGACACGGUGGAGGAGGAUGAGGACCUGUACGACUGCGUGGAGAACGAGGAGGCGGAGGGUGACGAGAUCUAUGAAGACCUCAUGCGCACGGAGCCCAUGCCCAUGCCGCCCAAGAUGACAGAGUAUGACAAACGGUGCUGCUGCUUGCGGGAGAUCCAGCAGACGGAGGAGAAGUAUACGGACACGCUAGGCUCCAUCCAACAGCACUUCAUGAAGCCCCUGCAGCGGUUCCUCAAACCUCAAGACAUUGAGAUCAUCUUCAUCAACAUCGAGGACCUGCUUCGCGUACACACUCACUUCCUAAAGGAGAUGAAGGAAGCCCUGGCCGCCCCAGGCGCACCCACUCUCUACCAGGUCUUCAUCAAAUACAAGGAGAGGUUCCUCCUCUAUGGCCGCUACUGCAGCCAGGUGGAGUCGGCCAGCAAGCACCUGGACCGUGUGGCUGCAGCCCGGGAGGAUGUGCAGAUGAAGCUGGAGGAAUGUUCUCAGCGAGCGAACAAUGGGAGGUUCACCCUGCGGGACCUGCUGAUGGUGCCCAUGCAGCGGGUGCUCAAAUACCACCUCCUUCUGCAGGAGCUGGUCAAACACACGCAGGACGCGGCGGAGAAGGAGAGCCUGCGGCUGGCCUUGGACGCCAUGAGGGACCUGGCGCAGUGUGUGAACGAGGUCAAACGGGACAAUGAGACGCUGCGGCAGAUCACCAACUUCCAGUUGUCCAUCGAGAACCUGGACCAGUCUCUGGCCCACUAUGGCCGGCCCAAGAUCGAUGGAGAGCUCAAGAUCACCUCAGUGGAGCGGCGCUCCAAGAUGGACAGGUACGCCUUCCUGCUCGACAAAGCUCUGCUCAUCUGUAAGCGGCGAGGGGACUCCUACGACCUCAAGGACUUUGUGAACCUGCACAGCUUCCAGGUUCGAGAUGACUCCUCUGGAGAUCGAGAAAACAAGAAGUGGACUCACAUGUUUCUCCUGAUCGAGGACCAAGGUGCCCAGGGCUACGAGCUGUUCUUCAAGACGCGAGAACUGAAGAAGAAGUGGAUGGAGCAGUUCGAGAUGGCCAUCUCCAACAUCUACCCUGAGAACGCUACUGCCAACGGGCAUGACUUCCAGAUGUUCUCCUUUGAGGAGACCACGUCGUGCAAGGCUUGCCAGAUGCUGCUGAGAGGCACCUUCUAUCAGGGGUACCGUUGUCAUCGGUGCCGGGCACCUGCACACAAGGAGUGUCUGGGAAGGGUCCCUCCGUGUGGCCGAUAUGGGCAAGAUCUUUCAGGAACUAUGAAGAAGGAUAAGCCACAUCGCCGGGUUCAGGACAAAAAGAGGAAUGAGCUAGGCCUGCCCAAGAUGGAGGUGUGUCAGGAGUACUAUGGGCUUCCUCCACCCCCUGGAGCCUUUGGACCUUUUCUACGGCUCAACCCUGGAGACAUCGUGGAGCUCACCAAGGCUGAGGCCGAACAGAACUGGUGGGAGGGCAGGAAUACGGCUACCAAUGAAGUUGGCUGGUUUCCCUGUAACAGAGUCAAGCCCUAUGUGCAUGGUCCCCCUCAGGACCUGUCCGUUCAUCUCUGGUACGCUGGCCCCAUGGAGCGCGCAGGGGCGGAAAGUAUCCUCACCAACCGCUCGGAUGGGACGUUCUUGGUGCGGCAGAGGGUGAAGGACACCGCAGAAUUUGCCAUCAGCAUCAAGUAUAAUGUUGAGGUCAAGCAUAUUAAAAUCAUGACAGCGGAAGGACUGUACCGGAUUACGGAGAAGAAGGCUUUCCGGGGGCUGACGGAGCUGGUGGAGUUUUACCAGCAGAAUUCCCUAAAGGACUGCUUCAAGUCACUGGACACCACCCUGCAGUUCCCCUUCAAGGAGCCUGAGAAGAGAGCCAUCAGCAAACCACCAGCAGGGAGCACCAAAUAUUUUGGCACAGCCAAAGCACGCUAUGACUUCUGUGCCCGGGACCGAUCAGAGCUGUCCCUCAAGGAGGGUGACAUCAUCAAGAUCCUUAACAAGAAGGGGCAACAAGGCUGGUGGCGAGGGGAGAUCUAUGGCCGGGUUGGCUGGUUCCCCUCCAACUACGUGGAGGAGGAUUACUCUGAAUACUGCUGAGCCUUGGCACCCUGGCCGGGAGAUGAGGAACUCCAGGCUCUGAGCCCAGGAUGAGCAGGCCUCAGGGCCAGGGGGGCUGUGACCGGUCCCAGAGGGCCGAGAAUCCAGGAUAGACUGUGGAGGGCCAGUGUCCAGCUGGCAGGGCUCCUGGAUGAUGGCCUGCGUGGUUAAUUUAUAACACACUGAUUUUCUCUUGGGGCCCCUCAAGAAGGUGGGGCUCAAGGCAACAGCUUUUAAUAAAAUGAUGAAAGGAA